CGCCGGCCGGCCGGCGGCCGGCGGCAUGCAGUUAGCGCUAUACGGAAGACCGUAGUAGUAAUCACACUUGGCGAGGACCAUUUAGUGUUGGAACUAAGAUGGCUCAAGUAAUUCAAGAAUACCUACAAAGAUGGGAUCAAUUUGUUGAUAAACAUAAAGAUCCUCGUGUGGAUGACUGGUUAUUAAUGGACAGUGUCUGGCCCGGAACCUUCUUGGUUCUGGUCUAUCUGUUCAUUGUUUGGGUAGGACCCAAACUGAUGGAGAAACGACAACCCUUCCAACUCAGAGAAGUCCUCAUGGCUUACAACUUUGCAAUGGUGCUGCUAUCGCUGUACAUGGUGAUUGAUGUCUAUUUCCAACAUUAUGAUCCCCAGUUUGGUCGUGGAGGCUGGUUGAAUGGCUACACUUAUGGCUGUCAACUUGUGGAUUAUAGCAACAGCCCUCAGGCAAUGACAAUGCUCAAUGUAUGCUGGUGGUUUUACUUCUCCAAAUUCAUUGAGAUGUGGGACACAUUCUUCUUUAUACUUCGGAAGAAGAAGGCCCAGAUAUCGUUUCUGCAUGUAUUUCAUCAUGCCAUUAUGCCUUUCACUUGGUGGAUCGGAGUACGCUUCGUAGGAGGUGGAUUUGGUACCUUCCAUGCAUUUUUAAACAGUUUUAUCCAUUUCUUGAUGUACAUCUACUAUGGCCUUGCUGCAAUUGGUCCUCAUAUGCACAAGUAUUUGUGGUGGAAGAAAUACAUGACAAAGAUGCAACUAAUCCAGUUCACUCUGGUAAUGUUACACUGCAGUCAGCUUCUAUUCAUCGAGUGCCCAUACCCCAAGGUCUUUGUAUGGAUCAUAGCUAGCUAUGGGUUCAUCUUCUUUGUUCUCUUCUUACACUUCUACAUAGCAGCUUACCUCAAGAAAGGUAAACCCACCAUGCUCUAUGGGAAUGGAGACUCUAAGGUUGAACAUAAUGGCGAUGGACGGCACGGUAGCAAGACAGAUUCUAACAGCAAUGGUUAUCAUAAGUUGGAUUAAUGUAUGGUCUUGAUUUAUAGUUUCAGAGGUUCAGGGUAUAGAAGACUAUAAGAGCCCAGGACCAUAGAGGUUGGAACCAACAUGAUAUCAGGAUGAUAUCCAUCAUGUCAUUGUUGACAAGUGGCCUUGUGUCAGAUCAUCAAUGCAUUUCAUCACUCUAGUACAUUACCUUGGAAAGUUCUUACAUCACUGUGAACUAUAAUUAUUGAAGGUCACCUUGAUAUUAAUACCUCACUCAUGUUGCAAAGGCAGCACUAGCAGCAUGGCAUGUCUCAUGACAUAAAGUAUUUCAAUUAGAGCAAUCAUCUUGAUCAAGUCAAGUUUAGUAGACUAUAUCA
Molecule: messenger RNA, 1357 nt
Organism: Lytechinus variegatus (green sea urchin)
Lineage: Eukaryota; Metazoa; Echinodermata; Echinoidea; Temnopleuroida; Toxopneustidae
Product: elongation of very long chain fatty acids protein 7-like
Exons: 8
Coding region: 99-1019 (306 amino acids)
Biological process (GO): sphingolipid biosynthetic process; very long-chain fatty acid biosynthetic process; fatty acid elongation, monounsaturated fatty acid
Cellular component (GO): endoplasmic reticulum membrane
Molecular function (GO): fatty acid elongase activity
Source: RefSeq, a predicted model, not a curated record